AGAUGUGGCUUGUUUACCGUCUAUCAUCAUCUUGUCAUUAGCAUGUCAAUUGUGGAAUCGCGUAGACAAAAUUUAUUGCCGUAGAACUAAUGUUAUAAACUUCGAGACAUAACCGUCAAUGCACUGAAAAUAACUUGCAUGAUAAAAGUAUUUUUAUACUAACAAUAUGUGGUCAUUUUUUAGUAGGGAUGCAGCAAAAGAUUUUGGUUACGAAUUAGGUACCGAAGUGGAUGCAAAUAAAGAUUAUUCAAUUUGGAAACUACAUCAUGGGAAGAAAAAAUCGACUGGGGAAUCAGUUAGUAUUUUUGUGUUCGAGGUAACAGGUACUGAAACCCAAGCUUUGUUAGAUUUAGCAAAGUCUGCCGUAAAGCGUCUUAAAACUUUACGACACCCAAGCAUAUUGACAUAUUUAGACAGUUUAGAAACGGAUAAACUUAUUUAUUUAGUGGUGGAAACAGUUGAACCCUUAGAAUUGCAUCUUUCAAAAAGUACUUAUGAUCCAGCUCAAAGAAAUUUGGCACUUUCAUGGGGAUUAUAUCAAAUAGCUUCUGGACUGACAUUCCUCAAUAAAGAUUGCCAGUUAUCUCAUAAUAAUAUCUGUAUGGCUUCCAUUUUUGUGGAUCGUGCAGGAGAAUGGAGACUUUUUGGAGUCGAAUAUAUGGCUCCAUCUAAAGAUCCUCCACCAACAAAGGUAUUGCCAGCUUUGCAAAUAUAUAAUCCGCCUGAAUAUGAAUCAAGAAGACUUGAAGACUAUCCUAAUUUGGCAUAUGAUAGUUGGGGAUUUGGAUGCUUGAUAUGGGAGGUUUUUAAUGGUCAUCUUGGCAAAAUUUCGUCUUUGAAGACUACAGGAAAAAUUCCUUCAACAUUAACUCCAUUCUACUGUGAACUUGUAUGUGCAAAUCCAAAAUCACGACCAAGUUCCUCAACAUUCCUGAAAAAAGUAAUGAAAGGAAGUAGCUUCUUUAAAAAUAAAUUUGUUGAAACUAUGCUGUUCCUAAGGGAAAUACAUAUAAAAGAUAAUGAAGAAAAAAUAACCUUCUUUAACAAUUUGUCCUCUUCAUUGGACACAUUUCCACAAGAUAUAUGUUUGUACAAAGUUUUGCCGGAACUUAUUAAUGCUUUUGAAUUUGGAAAUGCAGGCUCUUCAGUUCUUUCACCUAUGUUUAAGUUAGGUAAGUUAUUAUCUGAAGAAGAUUAUCAGAAGAAAAUUGUUCCAUGUGUGGUUAAAAUGUUUUCUUCGAAAGAUAGAGCUACAAGAGUGAAACUGUUGCAGCAAGUUGAAUUAUUCAUUGAUCAUAUUCAACCUUCUGUUAUAAACAAUCAAAUAUUUCCAAAUAUUGCUCAAGGGUUCUUGGACACCAAUCCUACCAUUAGAGAUCAUACAAUCAAGUGUAUGUUGUACUUAGCUCCAAAACUGAACUAUCAAAAUUUAAAUGAAGAAAUGCUGAAACAUUUUGCACGGCUGCAGUCUAAAGAUGAACAGGGAGGAAUAAGAACAAACACGACUGUAUGCCUUGGAAAAAUAGCGUCUUAUUUACAUCCUCAAACAAGGAAAAAAGUUUUGAUUAGUGCUUUUUUGAGAGCUCUAAGAGAUCCAUUUCCUCCUGCUAGGACUGCAGCAAUUUUAGCACUUUCUGCAACAGAACAUUACUAUAGUAUUAAUGAUUGUGCAACAAAAGUUUUGCCAGCUUUGUGCCACUUUACCGUAGAUUCAGAAAAAAGUAUAAGGGAUCAUGCAUUCAAAGCUAUUGCAGGAUUUUUGUCAAAGUUAGAAAAGGUUUCUGAGGAUCCAAGCUUGAUUGAAAAAAUGGAAGAGGAAUUGCAGUCUACUACUCCAUCGUCAAUAGCUGCCAGCUGGACAUCUUGGGCUGUUAUGUCACUUGCUGAUAAGUUGUACAAGUCAUCUUCAAAAAAUCAGGUUUCUACCUCUGAUAAAACUGCAUCUUCAUCAUUAGACACAAAUGAGAAAGCAGAUAAAACUGCAGAGGAGACUACAGAGUUACAAAAAUCACUUGACAACAGCAUAAGCAAUGAAGAUUUGUGGAAUGAAGACUGGGGUGAAGAAGAAGAAAAG
Molecule: messenger RNA, 2074 nt
Organism: Stegodyphus dumicola
Lineage: Eukaryota; Metazoa; Arthropoda; Arachnida; Araneae; Eresidae
Gene: yata
Product: N-terminal kinase-like protein yata
Biological process (GO): protein phosphorylation
Molecular function (GO): ATP binding; protein kinase activity
Source: RefSeq, a predicted model, not a curated record